This is a messenger RNA of Amoebophrya sp. A25, 1351 nucleotides long. NCBI's taxonomy places the organism in Eukaryota, Dinophyceae, Syndiniales, Amoebophryaceae. The record is from the annotation of a GenBank genome assembly.
AGAGCCUAUGGCCAUUGAGAAGAUUGCACGCCUGUCCACUUUUUCUGAAAUAAUCCAAAGCCAAACGAUCCAAGGGCAAAUCUGUGACUGUGGAGUAGCAAGCUUCACCUUGUUGAUAAUUAAGGCCAAGACUGGAAGUGGCAAGCUGUUGCUGUAGCUAAAAACAAGUCCAGAGGCUUUGUGGCUAAAAGUAAGGCAAUCAGUGAGGUAUAAUAUUAUUAAGAGCGCGCUCGUAUUUCGCUUAUAUUUCUCUUCGGUGGAGUUGGAUUAAGGAAGAAAAAGAAUGAUGGUUGCUGAGCCUGAGGUCGAGUCAAUUGGUGCCCACUAUGGGACCAUCAAGGACAAGCUCUACUCGCAGGCCUUGACGAAAAUGGAGUUGCAAAUCCUGAAAGCGAUCCGCAAUGAUAUGGUACUAGUCCGCUACUUUGUGCUUUUGUGGAAGAGGACUAGAUAGGGACAGUCAAAAUUCAACAGUCUGGCAACCUUAGUUCGUAGAUUGGUCUAUAGUUGAUACCGCGGAAACUUCGUUCGGUACCCAUUCUCUUCAUGUUCACGCUCAGGCAUUCUGCACCUCAAUCGCAUACUGCUACUUCGCGUCAGGUUUCGCUUAUGCAGGACAGUCUUCAGAAUAUCUUCGAGCAAGGAGAAGGCAGCCGGUGGAUAUCCUUUGCUGUCCUCUUCCGCUUCAUGUACCGCAAGGGUGACUGGCUAUUUUUGACCGAGGCGGAGCUCUCGGAGGUGCUGAGUUGCACUUUAUCGCGUAUGUGUGACGAGGAAAAAGUGAGAGUUAAGUGGCAAGGAGGUCAGGUUCGCCAUUUCUGCCUAUUCGCUAUAAUUUAGGGUGCGGCUGCUUUACAAUACGGGACUACUCUGCCCACUUUUACAAUGCUUGCCUAUUCGAUCCACUUUGCAAAUUCUAUAAUAAUGCAGUCUAACACUAAAAUAUAAUGUAUAUGGCUAAGAGUAAGAUCUUCAGCAGAUUGGGAGUUUUUGGAUCAUGUAGAUUCCGCUUUGAGUGAUUAUAUGGGUCUGGUAUCCAUCUCAAUCAUCUGCUUGCUUGAUAUUGAUUUGGCCGGUUUCGCUUUAGAGUAUCACGCUGCAACGAAUGUGACUGAGCCACCUAGUAGGCUACGUAGUUCUUAUUUUGAAUGAAAAACUGGACGCGUUCACGAUGAAAAAAUGUUGAGACUUGUUCUGACCCAAACCCAAAGUAUUCGUAUUGCGGGCACCAAUGGCGAGCUUCUCCCUCACUCUGACUCUGUGCACUUGUAUGAUGGCGAAAUGUUGCUAAUGCUACUAAAGGCAGAGUGUGGCGCUUACUUGCUAAGAAGCAGUAAGAUCAUACUGGAAG